Myripristis murdjan (pinecone soldierfish) is the source of this 2117-nucleotide messenger RNA. It is a transcript of the gene nop56, whose product is annotated as NOP56 ribonucleoprotein homolog. The transcript is spliced from 12 exons. Gene Ontology annotation, cellular component: small-subunit processome; box C/D methylation guide snoRNP complex. Gene Ontology annotation, molecular function: snoRNA binding. The record is from RefSeq and is a predicted model, not a curated record. The coding region runs from base 148 to 1806 and encodes 552 amino acids. NCBI's taxonomy places the organism in Eukaryota, Metazoa, Chordata, Actinopteri, Holocentriformes, Holocentridae.
GCAUGCCGGUGUGUCUCGCGAUAUAAGGCUGUUGUCGCGGCAUUUUAGAGCUGAAGCAGCGUGUUGAACUCAGAGAGCCAGUCUUUCUGUCGAGGUGAAGGAGAGCAGACACGCACUGCGUGUCGCAGCAGGGAUUUUUUUCCAGUCAUGGUGCUGUUGCACGUGUUGUUCGAGCAUGCGGCGGGCUACGCUCUGUUCGCCGUCAAGGAAGUGGAGGAGAUCGGCAUGCUGCUGCCUCAGGUGGAGGAAAACGUCCUGAACAUCGGGAAGUUCAACAGCAUGGUCAGCCUCGCAGCCUUCUUCCCAUUCAAGUCGGCCCAGGCCGCCUUGGAAAACAUCAAUGCGGUUUCUGAAGGUGUGGUUCAUGCUGACUUGAAGUUGUUCCUGGAGACAAACUUGCCCCAUGGCGGAAAGAAGAAGGUUGCGUUGGGGGUUGCUGAUGCCAAAAUUGGAGCAGCUCUGCAGGAGGAGCUGACCUGUUCCAUCCAGACCGGCGGAGUGGUGGCUGAGAUCCUUAGAGGUGUGCGGCUUCACUUCCACUCCUUGGUGAAGGGUCUGACCGGCCAGGCUGCCUCGAAGGCCCAGCUUGGUCUGGGUCACAGCUAUUCCAGAGCCAAGGUCAAGUUUAAUGUCAACAGGGCAGACAACAUGAUCAUCCAGUCCAUUGCUCUGUUGGACCAGCUGGACAAGGACAUCAACACUUUCUCCAUGCGAGUCCGUGAAUGGUAUGGCUACCACUUCCCAGAGCUGAUCAAGAUCGUGCCAGACAACUCAAUGUACUGCCGCCUAGCCCAGCUGAUCGGCAACCGGAAGGAGUUGUCAGAGGAGAGCCUGGAGAGUCUGGAGGAGGUGGUGAUGGACAGUGCCAAGGCCCAGGCUAUCCUGGAGGCAUCCCGCAGCUCCAUGGGUAUGGACAUUUCUCCCAUCGACCUGAUCAACAUAGAAAGGUUUUCCAACCGUGUGGUGUCUCUGGCUUCCUACCGGCUGGAGCUGCAGGAGUACCUGCGGUCCAAGAUGAAUCAGGUGGCCCCCAACCUGGCAGCUUUAAUCGGAGAAGUGGUGGGAGCUCGUUUGAUCUCCCAUGCUGGCAGCCUGACCAAUCUGGCAAAAUACCCAGCUUCCACCGUGCAGAUCCUGGGAGCAGAGAAGGCCCUGUUCAGAGCCCUAAAGACUCGAGGCAACACCCCCAAGUAUGGUCUCAUCUUCCACUCAACCUUCAUUGGUCGUGCUGCUGCCAAGAAUAAAGGCCGCAUAUCCAGAUAUUUGGCAAAUAAGUGCACCAUCGCUUCACGAAUUGACUGUUUCUCUGAGGUACCAACGAGUGUGUUUGGGGACAAGCUGCGCGACCAGGUGGAGGAGCGCCUGUCCUUCUAUGAGACUGGUGAAGUGCCACGCAAGAAUGUGGACGUCAUGAAGGAGGCUGUGAAAGAGGCUAGUGAUGUUGCGGCCGAGAUAAAGCGGAAGCUUGAGAAGAAGGAAAAGAAACGCAAGAAGCGUGAAAAGAAGUUGAAGGAACUUGAAGCAAAUGGUGACGCCAAUGGCGAAGCAGAGAAGGUGGAGAACGGAGAAGCAGACACCAGCGUGGUGAAGAAGAAAAAGAAAAAGAAGCAGGCAGCCGAGGAGGCAGAGGUCACCGUCGAGGAGACGUCUGCUAUAGAGAACGGAGCAGAGGACGCCGAAACUCCAGCCAAGAAGAAAAAGAAACGAAAGGCUGAAGCCAUGGAGGCAGAACCAGCUGAAGAGACCCCAGAAACACCUGUGUCUGAGAAGAAAAAGAAAAAGAAGAAAAAAGAGAAUGCAGAGUAGCAAAUGGGGUCAAAGACUUUCUGUACAGUUACUUUUUUUAUUUUACUCACUGGACUUUGAAAAAAAAAAAAAUCAACAUGUGUGCUUGAAGGCAGAUGUGUAAGCAGAAUUGUAUAGUCCUUUUCAAGAAACCUCAAAGCAGGUUAGACUGAAAUGAAACAAGCUGUGCCUUGAUGUUUUUUUUUUUUCUUUCUUUCUUUCUUUUUGGCUUGUACCUGUGUAAAUAAGUUGCAUUAUAGCCACACUGCCCUCCAAACAACUGUCUUUAUCAAUGUAAUCACCUUUUGUAAAGUAAAACAUCUUAUGCAACA